This is a messenger RNA of Scedosporium apiospermum, 1581 nucleotides long. RefSeq lists its product as uncharacterized. Bases 1 to 1581 code for a protein of 526 amino acids. Lineage: Eukaryota; Fungi; Ascomycota; Sordariomycetes; Microascales; Microascaceae. The transcript has 4 exons. The record is from RefSeq and is a predicted model, not a curated record.
AUGAGACUCUUCAUCAAACCUUCGUUCCUCAUCUCGUUGAGCCUACAGAUCAUCAGCUUGUCCUUCCUCGUCUUCGGUCAAGAUGCGCCGCUCUGGGUCCAGGGUGGCUUCGAGGACGCCACCGUUUCUGGCCCUCAGUACAACGCUGGCGGCGUAAUCACAUUAAACGGAUUUGAGAUGAAUGUCCCAGAAAACCUCUUGGUUCAGUUCCCUGCCGCGUGGGUCCCGUGGAAGGACUUUGUGGCUAGCAAGGCUGACUUUAUCGGAUUCGAGACUUUGGUUAUUGGAAACAGCAUCAAUGGCGUCCCGCGAGUCGGUCAGGUGCAAAUCUACGAGUUCUUCGAAGGCAUGGCUAGCGGAUUUAUCGAGUCCAUCGACCACGCCGACGGAAGCAUGAAGAUUGAGAAUGGGCCAACUGUCCGAAUCAAUGAUCCCAACGCCGUCUUCUCUGUUGGGUACACUGGGGCUCCUCUCAUGGCAGCAGACGACGUCAGCCCUAGUAUCACAUCCUUCUCUGGUUUUCCCAUGUGCAUUCCUCGAAACACUACCGAUCCACUCUGUCCCAUGUCCAACCGUCCCUUUAAUGGCCCUGGCACGUUCACUGCCCCUGAUCCCCUCGUCAUGGCCCCCUUCUUGCCGGGUGACUUCAUAACCAUUACUGGUUUCCGGAAAGGAAGCGAGAUUAUCGCAUCCAGUAUCGUCGCACAGAAUACCAUGAUUAACACGCUUGGCGACCUCGUCUAUGUCCGCAUGGAGGUUGGUCUCCUGGGCAUCGAUAACCCGAGCCCCAAUGCUGAGAUUGCCGAAUCCAGGUUCAUUGGCUUCGUCUCCAACCCUCGAGCUACUGUUGCCCUGUAUGCAAUGGACGUCGAUCCUUGCACUGGCCAAACUACAGACCGCCUCAUCGCCGCUCUCGGGCUCCGAGGUGGACGCAACGCCCAGAACAAGUUUGAGUACCGCAACGAGAUUCUCAGCCGAUAUACUCGCGAGUAUAAGGUCGUCGCCGAGAUUAAUGGUGUCCCCAAGACUCGCGUCACAAAGAAUGGUAUUACUAUGGGCAAGUACGUCCAGCCGGUUAAUGUCUGGGUCCAUGGGGAGCAGGAUGUUCCCGGAGUUCCUCCAGUCCCCUUCGAUUUCUCCCAGAUGGAGUUCCUCACACAGGGCGUGGGCCGAGAUUCCGAGGGUAAUCUUUGGGGACCAAUCAAUCCCUUCCCGCAGACCGGCGUCUUCAUCGAGCCCCCCGUUUGCCCUGCUGCCACGGCCGCAACUUCGGCUGUUGCUGCAGGCGAAUCAGGCACGACACGAGUCGUCGCAGAGGACACCAUCGAGCCCGCCUCUGACGUGCCCACCGCUGAGGGCUCUGCCACAGUUGUCGAUGAUAACCCCGCUCCUGGAGAAGAUUCUACAUCUACUAUCGAGAAGCGUGGAAGCUUCAGCCGCUGGUACAGCCGUACACGAGACGAGGCCGUUUCUGAUGCCGAGAAUACAGACACCACUGACUCUCCAAUUCUCAAGGAAGCCCCGCAGCCGGCCAGGGCAGACCUCAGCAGGCCUCGCCGGGGACGGACUCAGCGUCAUUGA